GUUUCAUAUUUUAAAAACACGCUAGAGAGGAUCUAUGCAUCUUAUUACAAAAUUUCGAUUGACAAGAUACAUGUCAGUGCAUAGAUUAAUCAUCAUUUUUGCUAUUGUCAAUACAUUCAUCUUAUUAUGGAUGAUAUAUGAGUAUAGUGUUUAUAACAGUUGGAGAGAAAUACUUCAAAUUGAUGAUAAUCACUUGGAUGGUAUGGAGUUGACAUCUUUAAUCAGGUCAAAAGAUCUGCGUGUUUACAUUGUAGAAGAACAUCAUGAAGUUAUCCCAUAUUGGUUUGAUGCUGCUAAAUCAUUUGGAGAUAAAAAAGCUGUUCUGGUUCAUAUUGAUGCUCAUAGUGAUAUGGAUUAUCCAGAAUUAGUUGAUGGCUUUCCAAUUGGUCAUUUUCCACGUUCACGCGAUGAAAUUGAAACACUGAUGCAAGCAAAUGAUGAAUUUAUUCAGGGCACUCUCAUCAAUCUGAGUCUUCUAGCAUAUGUAAAGUCAAAUGAUGAAAUGUAUCGUUCAUAUGGAUUAUUUAUGCUUGUGCCUCCAAUUUUACGUUUGGUUCAUGAUCCUCCACCAAUCCCUCCAACCAACUCUUCUGGUCGAUAUACAUGUACAAGUAGUCUGUGUACAACACCAAUUCCCGAGGAACAUUCAAAUUCAAAUUGGACAAAUGCUUGUGAAAUUCUUGUCGCUUAUCCAUUAGUAAAAUCUAAAAAUUUAAUCUGGGCAUGGACACAACCACAAUGGGCUGCAUAUAUCAUUCGAAAAGUUGAAGAAGUUGGCAAAGCAAAUGUUCUAUCAGAUUUUUCAAUGUUAAACGAUAAUGAAAUAGGCAGUUAUGGACCAUGGGAGGUAUUAGAACGUCGACGUAGAUCAACAAGUACUGAUUCUGAUAUGGAGAAACCGGAUCUUGUUAAAUCUGGUCCUAUACUAUUUUGGUGUUGGGCUAAUAAUGAUGUUGGACAAACAACUAUAUGGUGGCCUGGACCAGUUGACAGUUACAGCUAUUCAAUUUGGUCGUCUGUUUGGUGGCCAUUACUUGGUGUUACACUUGAACUGUUAAGUUUAGCUGUAGUCUUUAUCUUCUUUCGUUAUUGUCGUCGACAAAGAUUACGUUAUGGAGUUGGUAAUACACCAGAAACUGGUGGUUCUUUUGGUCGUUCACGUCUACUUGACACUGAUGCUGAUGCGGAUCAAGUUGAAAUGAAAGCCACGAACACUUCAUCGUCAUCUUCAACAUCUGUUAUCGGUUUACAUACACAUGGACCUAUUCCAUAUAUACGUUUAUCAAAUCAAAAUAAACAUUCGAAUAAUAGUAAUAAUAAUAAUAUUAAUGGUAAUAAUAAUAACAAUAGUUUUCUAACUAAAAUCACUGGCAUAAAUCAUUCUUCAACGGAUGGCUAUAUGAAUCCAAAUUUAAUACAAGAUCCAGUAGAUGCAGAAGUUGAAGCUAUGGCCAAUGUACAAAAUCUACAGAAUGAACGUGAAUUAAUCGAUGAUGAUUAUUUUUGGGAUUCAGAUACUGGUGGUAACAAUGUGGAUGAUAAUACUACAACAAAGGCAAGAAAUAAUCAUCAAACAGUUGCGUAA
Trichobilharzia szidati is the source of this 1585-nucleotide messenger RNA. NCBI's taxonomy places the organism in Eukaryota, Metazoa, Platyhelminthes, Trematoda, Strigeidida, Schistosomatidae. The record is from the annotation of a GenBank genome assembly.